GUUUUAAGUUUCAUGAUGUAAAAUAAAAUUAAAAUCGAGAUCUAAAAAAUAAAGUUGAACGAACAUAAUUUUAAAGAUUAAGUAACGACUUUCGAUUUACGAGGAUUAAAGUGUGAUUAAAAUUAGCCUCUGGCUUUGAGAACUUACUUUCACGUGACUCUGAGCUUUUGGAUCCGACACCUGCUCCUCUUAGUUCAUAGAUGCUUUUGUGACCUUUCUGUUCCCCCUCCCUCUCUUAUUCUCCAUGACUUCUCUGUAAAUUACAGACCAGAGAGAGGCAGCUACGCUCUGUUUCUUAACUUUCUUCUACAAUGCUCAAGAAAUGGCAGCUCCUUUUACUUCUUCUCUCACUCUGCACCUCCACACUUACUUCCUCUAGGCCUCCCCUCGCUCAUCCAUCUCUCCCACCCGACGCUCUCGCGCUCGUCGCCUUCAAAUCCAAAGCGGAUUUACAUGACGCCCUCCCCUUCUCUUCCAACGCCACCGCCGUCCAGUCCUUCUGCCGCUGGACCGGUGUCCAAUGCGCCGCCCGGUACAAAAUAGUUCGCCUCGUAAUCAAGUCCCAGAACCUCGGCGGCAUUUUCGCGCCUGACACCCUGACUCGGUUGGAGCAACUCAAAGUCCUGAGUCUGCAGAACAACUCGCUUACCGGACCGGUUCCUGACCUGGCUGGAUUCACUAACCUCAAAACCCUCUUCCUCGACCACAACUCCUUCGCGGGUUCCUUCCCGCCGUCGCUCUCCUCCCUCCAUCUCCUCCGAACCGUCGAUUUCUCGUACAACAACCUCACCGGAUCAUUACCGACAUUUCUAAUCACCGAUCUGGACCGGCUGUACUACCUUCGUCUCGAAUGGAACCGGUUCACUGGACCGGUCCCGGCGCUAAACCAGUCCAACCUCCAGACAUUCAAUGUCUCCGGAAACAACCUCACUGGUGCAAUCCCUGUUACUCCAACUCUGCUCCGGUUCGGUGCAUCCUCCUUCUCUUGGAACCCAUUCCUCUGCGGCGAGAUUGUGAACAAAGAAUGCAACGAUACAACGUUUUUUGGUACUACUCAAGCCCACGGAGCCCCUCCGCCCGCUCGGGCGCUCGGGCAGAGCAGUGCAGAAGAUUGCCAGGGCGUUGAGUUGACUCAGCCUAGUCACAAAAAACACAGAAGAACUGCCGUCAUUAUUGGUUUUUCCUCCGGCGUCUUCUUCCUGAUCUGCUCCCUCCUCUGUUUCGCAAUGGCGGUGAAGAAACAGAGGACAUCCAAAACCCGAAAAGAGGUUAAUUCGGCGGGACCAACCGCGACGGAGGAAACAGCGGCGGCGGUCGUGGAAAUUGAGGAGGAGCUGGAGCAGAAGGUGAAGAAGGCGCAGGGGAUUCAAGUGGUGAAGAGCGGGAGCCUAAUGUUCUGCGCUGGCGAGCCGCAGCUGUACUCGCUGGACCAGCUGAUGCGGGCUUCGGCGGAGCUGCUGGGGAAGGGGACGAUCGGGACGACGUACAAGGCGGUGCUGGACAUCCGCCUGAUCGCGAGCGUGAAGAGGCUCGAUGCCGGGAAGCUGGGUGGGACUAGCAGAGAGGUGUUCGAGCGGCACCUGGAGUCGGUGGGUGCGCUGAGACACCCGAAUCUCGUGCCGCUAAGAGCAUAUUUUCAGGCGAAGGACGAGCGGCUGCUCGUCUACGAUUACCAGCCUAACGGCAGCGUCUUCUCCCUCGUUCACGGGAAAUCAACUAGGGCAAGGCCGCUGCACUGGACAUCCUGCUUGAAAAUAGCGGAGGACGUAGCGCAAGGCCUCUCCUACAUCCACCAAGCAUGGAAGCUCGUCCACGGCAAUCUCAAGUCCUCCAACGUCCUUCUUGGCUCCGACUUCGAAGCAUGUCUCACCGACUACUGCCUCUCCGUUCUCGCCACCCCUACCCCAACGUCCGAAGAGGCCGAUUCAACUGCGUACAAAGCCCCGGAGACUCGCACCAACUCGUCAAACGAUCACGAUCAUUAUCGACAACGGCGGCAACCAACUCCAAAGUCCGAUGUCUAUGCAUUCGGGGUUUUGUUGGUGGAGCUUCUCACGGGGAAGCCUCCAUCGAAACACUUAGUCUUAGCGCCGGAUGAUACGAUGGAAUGGGUGAGAUCUUUGAGGGAAGAUGACCAUGACGAUGGGCAUGAUAAGAUGGCAAUGCUGCUGGAGGUGGCGAUCGCUUGCAGUUCAACUUCGCCGGAGCAGAGACCAACCAUGUGGCAGGUGUUGAAGAUGUUACAGGAGAUUAAAAAGGAGACGAUAUCAUCCAUGGAGGAGGUUGAAAGUGAAUUGAGAUGAACACACAUGCUAGCUAGCUGGCUAGCAAACUAUUUGUAGAAAAGAAAUAGAUUUAUCACACAUGAUUAUGAUAUAUUAGUUAUUAAUGGUCACUUUUAUCUCUGCUACAUUAUUUGUGAUCUUUUUCCAUCCGUUCACGGUUGAUGAAUAGUGCUGGAGAAAUUGAUGGUCACUUUUAUCUCUGCUA
Pyrus x bretschneideri (Chinese white pear) is the source of this 2490-nucleotide messenger RNA. Its product is annotated as probable inactive receptor kinase At5g67200. The record is from RefSeq and is a predicted model, not a curated record. Gene Ontology annotation, biological process: protein phosphorylation. Gene Ontology annotation, molecular function: protein kinase activity; ATP binding; protein binding. Lineage: Eukaryota; Viridiplantae; Streptophyta; Magnoliopsida; Rosales; Rosaceae.